AUGUCUCAAACCUCGAGCAGUCGCCCACCAAGCGAGAAGCCGGACAUUGACGACUUGGCCGCAAGGCAAGAUGAGAAGCAAAUUGAAGAUGGCGAGAAGGGUGCAGGUAGCCCUGACGAGGGACCCCAAGAGCAUUCUAAAGGCUUCGCUUUGGCUAUGGUGAUUGUGGCUCUCGUUUUGAGUGUUUUUCUUGUUGCUCUUGAUAUGACCAUCAUUGCAACGGCCAUUCCUCGCAUCACCGAUCAGUUCCAUAGUUUUGAUCAGAUUGGCUGGUACGGCUCGGCCUUUUUCGUCACUCUGGCAGCUUUCCAAUCCGUCUGGGGAAAGGCUUACAGGUACUUCCCUCUCAAAAUGGGGUUCGUGGUUGCCAUCUCGAUCUUUGAGCUCGGGAGUCUACUUUGCGGCGUCGCGCCCAACAGCAACACACUCAUUGCUGGAAGAGCUAUAGCAGGCAUUGGUGCUGCUGGCCUUGCUUCAGGGUGCUACACGAUCAUUGCCCUCGCUGCGCCGCCUCGUCUGCGGCCCGCCUUUACAGGAAUCCUCGGAGCUACAUAUGGAUGUGCCAGCGUUGUCGGUCCUCUUAUCGGUGGAGCAUUCACUGAUCACGUUAGUUGGCGGUGGUGCUUCUACAUAAAUCUGCCUAUUGGCAUAUGCUCUGCGAUUGUCAUUUUCGUAUUCUUCAAGACCCCGGCGGCCGCGAAGCCCGUUGACGCCACUUGGAAGGAGAAAAUCUUGCAAAUGGACUUUCUCGGAACUGCAAUCAUCCUUGCCGGUAUGAUCUGCUAUCUUCUUGCCAUGGAGUGGGCUGGCGUCACCAAGUCGUGGAACUCCGGAAGUGUGAUCGCACUCCUGGUCGUCUUCGGGGUUUGCAUCAUUCUUUUCGUCUUGAACGAGUGGUGGCAGGGCGCGAGAGCCCAACUGGAGUUUAGUAAAUUGUCACAGAGAACAUUGGCUGGUGUCUGUGUCUAUACCGUCUUCCUUUCGGGUACCUUUUUCGUUCUUCUAUAUUACCUGCCUAUUUACUUCCAGGCUAUCCAUGGUGUAUCUGCAGAGGAAUCUGGCAUUCAAAAUCUUCCAAUGAUAAUAGCAGUCUCACUCUCAACUGUCAUUUCAGGUGGCCUCAUAUCGACCUUCGGCCACUACGGACCCAUCCUGCUUAUCGGGAGCGCUAUGGCUACGGUUGGCACUGGCUUGCUCUACACGCUUCAGGUCGAUUCACCCUCUUCUCACUGGAUCGGCUACCAAGUCCUAGCAGGGUUCGGAAUGGGACUGACAUUCCAAAUUCCAAUCAUCGUUGCUCAGUCCACCUGCGAGAUCAAUGAGGUCUCUCAUGUCACGGCCAUCACCCUCUUUUUCCAAAUGAUAGGUGGCGCAAUCUUCAUCUCCGCGGCACAAUCUAUCUUCGGGAACAAGCUUGUGCAGCGCCUCGUCGUGAACGUGCCAAAUAUCGAUCCGUCGAUUAUAGUAGGCGGCGGCGCAACGGGGUUCCGCAGCUCACUGCCCGCUUCGGCCACGCCGGGAAUUGUGCUCUCGUACAUGCAGAGCCUGCACAUCGUAUUCGCACUUUCCAUCGCCCUCGCCGGUAUGGCGACGCUGAUGAGCAUCAUUCCGAAAUUCGAGAAGAUCAAGAUCAGGAUGUGA
Molecule: messenger RNA, 1641 nt
Organism: Penicillium daleae
Lineage: Eukaryota; Fungi; Ascomycota; Eurotiomycetes; Eurotiales; Aspergillaceae
Product: MDR family MFS transporter
Exons: 7
Coding region: 1-1641 (546 amino acids)
Biological process (GO): transmembrane transport
Molecular function (GO): transmembrane transporter activity
Source: RefSeq, a predicted model, not a curated record